AUGUUCCCCGCUGUUAUUCUGGGUGUUACAGUCUCGCCCAUUGCACCAGCUGGGUCCACAGAAGCUUUGGAGUUCAUGAAACGGGACCUGGCUGAGUUCACUCAAGUCGUGCAGCAUGACACAGCCUGCACGAUCGCCGCUACGGCCAGCGUGGUCAAGGACAAGCUGGCAAGGGCGGAAGGUUCCUCUGGUGCGACUGAAAAGGUGAGGAAAGGGCUCUCUGACUUCCUGGGUGUCAUCUCGGACACAUUUGCUCCCUCGCCGGAUAAGACCAUUGACUGUGAUGUCAUAACGCUGAUGGCAACACCUACAGGUACCACGGAGCCCUAUGACAGCGCCAAGGCUCGCCUCUACAGCCUCCAGUCAGACCCGGCCACCUACUGCAACGAACCCGAUGGCCCCGCUGAGCUCCUCGAGGCCUGGCUCUCUCAGUUUAACCUAGAGGAGAAGAAAGGGGAGAUAGCAGAGCUGCUGGCAACCAGCCCUUCCAUCCGGGCUCUCUACACGAAAAUGGUCCCAGUGGCUGUUUCCCAUUUGGAAUUCUGGCAGCGCUACUUCUAUAAAGUGCAUCGCCUGGAGCAGGAUGAAGCCCGGCGGGAGGCCCUGAAGCAGCGAGCGGAGCAGAGCAUUCACCAAGAGGAGCCAGGCUGGGAAGAGGAUGAAGAGGAGUUCUUGGGGAUGUCACCCCUGCCUUGUGCAAACGUGAAAUUUCCAGAAGCAGCAGAGAAAGAAUCUGCCACCGCAGCCCUGGAGGGAAGCCACCCUGCUGCUCACAAGGGACCCUCAGAGGGAAGCUGGGCCGUCCUCCCUCCGGAGCCGGCCCCAGCGGAGGGGAGCCCCUCUGAGAGCAGUGAGAGCAUCUCCCUUGUGACUCAGAUUGCAAACCCUGCCUCUGUGCCUGCUGCGCAGCUACAGACUGGAGCACAGCCAGCUGGGACCGGAGACCUCUCUCAGCGGCUGCUGGAGGCCACCUCGGACGAGCAGAGCUCCCUGCCAAAGCCCCCAGAACCCGGUCAGCCUUCUGCACCUGCCCGGGUGUCCGCAGUCUCCUCAGAGCAACCGGCUGCUACAGAGCCCCGAGAGGUGGGGAGCAAAGCCCAGGGCAGGACAGAGACUCUGAAAGAGGAAGGACCGACAGACCUACGAGUCUUUGAGCUGAACUCCGAUAGCGGGAAAUCCACUCCUUCCAACAACGGCAAGAAAGGCUCCAGCACGGAUAUCAGCGAGGACUGGGAAAAAGACUUUGAUUUGGACAUGACUGAAGAGGAGGUGCAGCUGGCGCUCUCGAAGGUGGCGGUGUCUGGGGAGGUCCCAGAGACUGGCCGAGCCAAGGCUGACUGCCCGGAAGUGUCACGCAGAGGCAGCUGUGGCGCAGCGAGGGGUCCCCAGGGGCGGAGGCUCUCGGGUGAAGCUGUGCCUGCUCCCUCGCUGUUCUCCUCCUCCCCGGAGAAGCCCCGUGUGGGGAGUGGCCGGCGGCUGGAGGUGCCGUGGUAG
Molecule: messenger RNA, 1494 nt
Organism: Opisthocomus hoazin
Lineage: Eukaryota; Metazoa; Chordata; Aves; Opisthocomiformes; Opisthocomidae
Source: RefSeq, a predicted model, not a curated record